Cynara cardunculus var. scolymus (artichoke) is the source of this 1193-nucleotide messenger RNA. RefSeq lists its product as uncharacterized. The transcript is spliced from 5 exons. Bases 159 to 956 code for a protein of 265 amino acids. NCBI's taxonomy places the organism in Eukaryota, Viridiplantae, Streptophyta, Magnoliopsida, Asterales, Asteraceae. The record is from RefSeq and is a predicted model, not a curated record.
CUGCACUCUGAAUCAUCACCAAGUUGACACGGCCACCCCUGAAUUGACACUUACGUAUCUGUCUUUACUGCUCGCACUUCACCUCACAAAACCCAUUUGUUCCCCAAUCCUCAAGAACACCCAAAUCAAUUUUUGUAGCAAUUCCAAGUCUUUUGAGCAUGAAACCUGCUAGAUUGCUAACCACUAAUCCAUCAAGACCAAUCCUUUUCAAGCCACCCACGUUGGGUUCAAAUGUCAAUUGGGUCUACGGCCGUUUCCGGCCCCCGGGUGUUCGAUUUCCGCUCGCAUGUUUGGCCACCAGCUCUACACAUGAUACCCAUUUGACAGCUUCGCCGACCAAGAUCGCCGAGGUUGGUUCUUCCGGCGUGUUUCCUGAUUCGCCGUAUCAGGGGAAGUCGCAGCGUUGGGAGGAGAACGUAGAGAAGGGUAUUUACAAUUGCCGCUUCUUGACUCUGUUAGCUGUUUUGGGAUCUUUGAUUGGAUCAUUUCUAUGUUUCUUAAAGGGUUGCACAUAUGUUGCAUCAUCAUUCCAAGAUUACUUUCUGAACCAUGGGAGAGGGAUCUUAAUGCUGGUUGAGGCCAUUGGUAAUCUAAUCCUUUGGGAACAGUCAUAUGUGUAUCUUUUGGGAACAGUCAUGUUGGUUUUCGGCAUGGGUCUGUAUGAGCUUUUUAUCAGCAACCUCGACCUUGCACAGUCCACGUCAGAAAAAACGACCACUCACCAAUCUAAUCUCUUCGGCUUAUUCGUUCUAAAGGAAAGACCCAAGUGGUUGGAAAUAAAGUCCGUUAAUGCGCUCAAAACCAAGCUUGGACAUGUGAUCGUGAUGCUUCUGCUCAUCGGGUUAUUCGAAAAGAGUAAGAAGGCCGCCAUACUAACGGCUACGGAUUUAGUUUGUUUCUCAGGUUGCGUGCUACUAUCUUCUUGUUCCUUGUAUCUGCUAUCGAAACUUCAGUAGAAUCGUUGGCUUUACAUAAGCUGGACGGAAGUCUUCGUGAACGGGCCUUUCUCGUGUUUGUAGAAAAAAACGGUUUUCGUGGCUCGAUUCGCAUACCCGUAUCACAAUGCUGGUAUGGCACCUAAUCUUUUUUCAUGUAGAAUUGAUGUAUAGUAAAUAUGGAGUGUGUACAAUGGAAUAUAACAUGUUUUUAAAUAAAUAUACAAUGUCCCUACCAUCAAGUUACUUUUUUCAUAA